Molecule: messenger RNA, 447 nt
Organism: Phytomonas sp. Hart1
Lineage: Eukaryota; Euglenozoa; Kinetoplastea; Trypanosomatida; Trypanosomatidae
Source: the annotation of a GenBank genome assembly
AUGAAUGAGCUCCACGCGCGGCGCCGGGCCCAGGCGAUGAUGUUCCACCAGCUCAUGCGCAGCCACGGCACGCUCUGGGCGGCCACCCAGCUCACCCGCGAGCCCCUCGACCUCGGCUUCGUCAAGGAGGAGUUCAUGCGGGUGAACGGGCGCCGCUGCGGGCCGUUGUUAACCCGCGCCGCCGCCGAGAAGGGCGGGCUCGGCGAGAGCCAUUUCACCCACCUCACCGAACACGCCGCGUGGGGCGAGAGCUUCCGCGCCUACGCCGUCCAGCAGCAGACCCCGAUGACGAAACAUAUCGCCGCGAUGGGGCGGAUGGGCGAGACCAUCGCCCAGGCGCGUUCCGCCACGACGGCGCAGGGCUUAUUUCUGGAGUAUAUGGCGGCGAUUGAUGGUAUUAGCACCUUUGAGCAGGAAUCCACACUAGACGAGGAGGAGUUUGAAUGA